Molecule: messenger RNA, 318 nt
Organism: Lachancea sp. 'fantastica'
Lineage: Eukaryota; Fungi; Ascomycota; Saccharomycetes; Saccharomycetales; Saccharomycetaceae
Source: the annotation of a GenBank genome assembly
AUGGCUAGCAACAUCUUGUCUGUAUUCAAUCCACCACCUCAAAGAGAUCUUUCUGAUGAGGAAACUAAAGACUGCAUUCCUUGCCAGAUUAUGAGCACAAUGUUCAGUCUUGGAUUUGGUGGAUAUUUGGCUUCAGGUAAACCAUUUGAGUACUCAGAUAAAGAGAAAAAAAGAGGGAUCUCUAUGGAAAAAUUCCAAGAGCUCAACCCCAAAUGGUGGCGUGUAAGCCUUAGAAGUCUGGGAGGCGCCCUGGUAGUUUUCGGGUUGGUAAGAGGAACCGAAAAAUGGUUGUGGAAUAAAGACAAAACAGAGAAAUGA